UUGUGGUGUGUGUGUGCUAUCAAAGAGGCGUCCAGCUGGGUGUCUGUCAGGGUGCCCUUCAAAAACCCCAGCUGUCUGCGUCAUGUUUGAUCUAAUUAAUGGCAAAUCCAGCGACAAAAAGGUGCUUUUUCGGCAUUAGUAGAUUUUUACCUUGCAGGCCAUGUUUGCAUAUGUGUGUCUUGUAUAUUUAGGCGUACUCUGUCGGAUCUCUGCAGAAUCCGGAUCUCCAUGUCUACUUCGAUCUUGUGGCGUGUUUUGUGACUGAAUGGUGUUUCACCUUCAUGCUUUAGAUGCAGUCUCGUUGGCUGUGUGGUGUCGGAGAGCAUUUUGUGUUCGUGGUCCAGGCGGGACUGAAUCUUGUCCCCAUUGGUAACCUUGAGCUGGGAUUCCGUUUCAUUUUCAGAGUGCAUCAUUAAAACCAAGAGACAAACCUUAUAGCAGAGCUGUGGGGCAAAGUGACAGGAUACCUCUUGGAUCCACAGUGAGGUCUGGUUAGGCUUCUCUGGUGUUUUUUUUUUUUUUUUUUUGCUUUGUUUUCACCAUGUGUGCUGACAUUCAUGCAGGUCUGCAGAUGUUUUUGUGUGCUUUUCUUGCGACUUUGUUAGUCAGGCUUCAUCAUUCAUCUUCACACUGCUUUUCCUGGUCAAGGUCGUGGUGGCAGCAUGUGGAAUGUCGCAGUAGAUGUUAUUUUCCAUGGUUGCAGAUUUUAGCUCAUUUCGCAGUGUUUCCUGUGGUCUGCCAUAGGACCUCCCUUACAAGAUGCCCAAAGCACAUCACUUGACUUCUUGUGAUCCAAAGGUCCCUCUAGGUCUCUCAAGUCUUUACCCUGUCAAGGAGAGUGAAUCUGGCAAGCCUAUGGAGAAACCUCAUUUUGGCCACUUGUAUUGGACAACUUGUUCUUUCAGUCACUACCUAUGACCUCAUUACUCACCAUCAUAGGUGAGGAUAGCUAUGUGGACUGACUGGUAACCAUGAGCUUCCCAUGACAACUUAAUACCUGCUUUAUCGCCACAAACUUCCUCAAUUCCCACAGAACUGCCACUACUGAACCGAUCUGCCUGUCAAUCUCUCGUUCCCUCUUAACAUCACUAGUAAACAAUAUCGCGUGGUACUUCAUCUCCUUCACUAAGGCCACACCCCCUCACCUAAAAGGAGUAAUUCGCUCUUUUCCCAAGAGAAUUCCAUGAUCUUGCGCUUAGAGGUUGCUUCACAUACUGCAUGCGUGCUGGAGUUCCCCGUUGAUGAGGAAGACGACAUCACUUCUUUUCCUCCCCCAUUCCGGAUGCCCUUACAGUCACUGCUACGCCUUGGUGCCCCAUCCUUGAGCAUCACGAACAGGAGAGGCAACUAGACACACCCUUGUCAGAGGCCAACGGCCGCUCUAAACAACUUUGAUUUUUGUGCCAAGUUGCAGACACUUAUUUCAUCCAUACAAGGACCAAAAAGCAUGCAAUAUGUGCCUGAUAUCCCAUGUUCCUGUAACAUGCUGAAACAUGCAAUCAUACGCCUUCUGGUAGUCCACAAAGCAUGUGUAGUCUCUCUUAGCAUAUUCCCAUACCCUCACACAGCUGUGCGAGGGAGAAGAGUUGGCCCACUGUUCCAAGGCUGGGCUGAAAUCUGUAUUGUUCCUCCUGAAACCUAGGUUCAGCUGUGGGGCAGACUUCUCCCCAGUACCCUGGCGCAGACCUUUCUAGGGAGGCUGAGAAGGGUGAUGUCCCAAUAGUUGGAACACACCCUCAUUAUUUAGUUAUUAGGUCAUUUUUGCAUUUAUAGCAAUGAAUGGAAGUAUGUCUGAUGGUCAUUAAAGCCUUAAUAGGAAUUAAUGGAGUGAUUUAAGGGUGCAGACCUAACCUGGAGAUUGCCAAUUCCAGCCCUGGAGGGUGCCCAGCUGUUGGGUCCCUGGCAGAGUACUUAACUUGAAUAGCUCGCUUAAAACAACCUGCAGUAUACAAGGACGGUUCUUUUUUUAAUGGAACUGUCUGCUAGCUAGUUUGAAAAGCUAAAUGAGUCAGUCGGGGUUACAAUGGGACAUCCAGAGUAGCCUCACUUUUGCAUUUGUUUUUGAAGCUCUCAAAAGAACGGACAGACGCCUGGGAGCUGCACCCUCCCUUCGUUAUGUGCAGUGAAACUUUGUGUAAGUAGGUGGCGAUUGGAAGCGUGGAAUAGCUUUCUUUGUGGACGGACUCUCGGACAGUUCGAGCAACGGAGCACUGGCUGGGAGCACUUGACGCUCUUUCCUCAACAUUACGCUCCGCUCUGCCAGAAUCAGGUGAUUAACACUGCGGCAAGAGAUUUAUCUGUGGGAUUAGCGGCACCAAAAUGAUUGGGGGAAAUAAGCACACAAUGAAUGACCACUUGCACAUUGGGAACCACCAGCAGAUACAUGUUCAGCAACUGUUUGAGGAAAACAGCAACAAAAGGACACUGUUGACCUCACAGCCCAAUGGCUUGACGACAGUGGACCGGACGGGUCUCCCAAUGCCCGACAGGCAGCUGGAGGGCACCCAGUGUCGUCAGAGCAGUUCCAUCUCCCUGAAGUCCUCUGAUGGCAAGUCUAAACCAGUCUCUCUAACACCUGAGCAGGCUAUGAAGCAGUACAUGUCCAAACUCACGGCCUUUGAGCAUCAAGAAAUAUUCAACUACCCAGAGAUUUACUUCACUGGUCCAAAUGCCAAGAAGCGGCCCGGCGUGGUUGGGGGCUCCAAUAAUGGUGGCUAUGAUGACGACCAGGGCUCCUACAUCCACGUGCCCCAUGACCACAUCGCUUACCGCUACGAGGUGCUCAAGGUCAUCGGCAAGGGCAGCUUUGGGCAGGUGGUGAAGGCCUAUGACCACAAGUCGCACCAGCACGUGGCUCUCAAGAUGGUGCGCAACGAGAAGCGCUUCCAUCGGCAGGCGGCCGAGGAGAUACGGAUCCUAGAACAUCUACGCAAGCAGGACAAGGAUUCCACCAUGAACGUCAUCCACAUGUUGGAGCACUUCACAUUCCGCAACCACAUCUGCAUGACUUUUGAACUGCUCAGUAUGAACCUCUACGAGCUCAUCAAGAAGAACAAGUUUCAGGGCUUCAGCCUGCCGCUGGUGCGCAAGUUUGCACACUCCAUUCUCCAGUGUCUGGACUCUUUGCACAAGAACCGGAUCAUCCACUGUGACCUCAAACCGGAAAACAUCUUGCUCAAGCAGCAAGGUCGCAGUGGGAUAAAAGUCAUUGACUUUGGCUCCAGCUGCUAUGAGCACCAGCGGGUCUACACUUACAUCCAGUCCCGUUUCUACAGAGCACCGGAGGUCAUCCUAGGGUCUCGCUAUGGAAUGCCCAUUGAUAUGUGGAGCUUGGGUUGCAUUUUGGCGGAGCUUCUGACAGGGUACCCUCUUUUGCCAGGGGAAGACGAAGGGGACCAGCUAGCCUGCAUCAUCGAACUUCUCGGAAUGCCUUCACAAAAGCUGCUGGAUGCAUCCAAAAGAGCCAAAAAUUUUGUUAGCUCCAAGGGCUACCCUCGGUACUGCACAGUCACUACCCUGCCGGACGGCUCUGUGGUGCUGAACGGAGGACGCUCACGUCGGGGCAAAGUUCGGGGUCCCCCUGGGAGCAAGGAUUGGGUGACGGCCCUCAAGGGCUGCGAUGACCCUCUCUUCUUGGACUUCCUCAAGCAGUGUCUGGAGUGGGACCCCUCUCUGCGCAUGACCCCCAGCCAGGCCCUGCGUCACCCCUGGCUCCGGAGACGCUUGCCAAAACCCCCCACAGUGGACAGAACCCCCAUGAAACGAAUCACAGAGGGCUCAGGUGCUAUUACGUCAAUUUCCAAAUUACCUCCGACUUCUGGCUCAGUCAGCAAGCUGAGGACUAGUCUGGCACAAAUGACUGAUGCCAAUGGGAAUAUACAACAAAGAACAAUGCUGCCAAAACUAGUCAACUGAACGUCAGACACGUUCUGUCCACUAAUUUAUUUUUUAAAAGGAGACGUUUUUAUUUCCAGAGGCUGUAAGGAAAGCGAAACCAUCCUACUCCUGGACAUCACUCUAUUAUAAGUGCGAUCACCGCGUUUUAGGGUUAGCGCUGUGUUUUAGUAAUUAUUAUAUUGCUGUUUUUAUUGCAAAUCUUUAUAAAUCUUGAAAUGGUGAAAAGGAAACAAGGCUUUUGGGUUCUUAUUAGAGGGCUUGCCAGGACAGGGUUGCCAACACUUGUGCAGUCAAGCCAAAUAAAUUAUGAAGCCCAACUGUUGUGUAGUGCAGUCGUUAAGAGCGAUGACGUGGCUGGCCACGAGGUAGUAAGACUGCAAAUCGAGUCCUAGGGGUCUGUGGGGCUUUUCUUGGUUCUCUCCUCUCGUUAUCGUAGGGCUCAUCUUAUAAAGGGGAAUAAAAGUACCUCAUUUCUAUUCAGGUAGCAGAAGGACAACCUUUUGCAAGGGGAGGGACGUUUUGAGCGAUAAGACUAGAAUACGGAAUUACUGGAAGGAAAAAAUAUCGAAGGAGGUAACGACAAAAAAUGUUUCGUUUGAAAAGUUUACAUGACUUGGUACGUGCCUAAAUUCUCUUGACAUUCCUUACAAACAGGAACUGCUAAAAGUGGCAUGGUGCGUUUGUAGAAACGCGGGGAAGAGCAGCGCUAAUGCUAGGCACUGUUGCCGUAGCCUUUUCUCACGUCUCAUUUGUAGAUUGACUACAAAAAAACAAAAAAAAUUUUUACAGAGCAGGGAAAACUACUCUGGUGCUUUACCUUUGUAAUUAAGGUAUUUUUUUGUUCUUUUUUUAAAAAAAAAAAAAAAUUCAAGUCUGAAACAUGGUGGUUACGAAUUCUGCUUUACCUUAGCGGUUUGCACGCUAAUGCGCUAACUCUCCUGGUGGGUGGCCCUGAGCCAGACUCUGCUGACGCGAGAGUGAACAGAAGGGGCCCGCAGGUGCAAACCCAAGGCCUGUGAUUCCAGGGCUUCCCACGCAGGCGGCCCUGCCCCGGAGUGUCCAUCCUGAGGGCGCCUGUGCUCUGCCCUCAGAUAACGCGGGCAGUUUAGAGUGCUUCGUUUCUGUUCCCGCUCUCUGUUCAGGUUGUCCACUGUAGCAAUGUUUACCGUCCCCUGCUGACUUGCUGUAGAAUAGGGUUUGCGCUUUGGAAAAUUAAGUAGGGCAGUCUUGAGUGGGCUCAUAAAUGUUUGGCAGGCUUUAAAACCCAAAAUAGCUUGUUCCCUUUUCCCUUUUUGAGGCCAAAAGGUGGUGUAGUAUUUUGAUGUUUUGGAUCCCCUUUGCUCAAUUAAUUUAUUUUUUUUUGUCCUUUUGCUUGACAUCUUUUUAAUCCAAUAUCCUGUUUAAAUGAUUUCAGCUAUGCACUGUUCAUUAGUGAACACCUAGCCAGAUGCGUAUCUGGCAUUUUACGAGCUUUUGUCUCGAUAGGAAGUGAGAGCUACCAUUUCGGUUGCAUUUUUGACACGUUUUUAAAUACUAUAACUUUGUUGACUUGUUUUUAGAGCUUCAUAUUUAUUUCGUACAUGAUUUUCACUGAGGACUUUUAGGAGGAGAAAAAAUACAAGAAAAGCCAUACUGGAAACGGUAGGGCGUUAAUGUGCUGCAUCAGCUUUGUUACCACGGUAACUGCAGCGUGCACUAACAGUGUUCUCUUGGAAUGAUGUCACCUAAUACCACACCCAGACUCCUCUGUUAAGUAGAAGGAAAGGAAUCCCUUGUUGAGGAGGCUCUAUGAGUCAGAGGGCAGACCAAGGGUUGUCAGGGACUCCUGACAGGCAGCCGUGGCAACCGCCCGUGCCUUGCGUCUCUAGUUGCUGAUUAACUAUCAACCCUCCUUUGUAGCAGAGCUCUGACUAGCAUCUCAUUGGCUGUUCCCCCAAACUGUAUCCGACCGACAACCAAUGAGCAAAGAGAGUGCAUCUUCACAAUAACUUCAUUUUGUACUGGCAGUAGUGUGUAAACUGAUGCCCUACGGUGUGUAACAAUGUGCCUUUGGUUAUCAAUGCUGUUUUCUUUACAGUAGUUCCCUUUUUUAGUGGGGGAGGGGUAUGAUUUAUAGUAGUUAUUUAGUGACACUGUUUCUUAUACAGAUUUGAGUAACAUCUACAGAGUCUCUCAUGAUCCGUUACAUUCUGAGAAGCAAAGUUGUGUAACGCUUCAUAUAGAGAAUGUUUUCAUACCCUGUGUGGAAAAGAAGUCAUUUUAUUAAAGUCCCUGUCUCAGCACAGAAAGUGAUUUUUAAAAAAGAGGAUCAUAUUUGAGCAGACCUCUCUCACAGGGUGGACGCUAACUUCACUGUAAUAUCCUUUGUCUUAACAUGAAGCAACUCAGAAUUAAACAUUAAAUUUUAAACUUGACACUAGUUAAAAAUAAUCUAUACAAACAUUUUUACCUCAGACUGUUUAUACGUUUAUAAGCACCCAGGGCAUGUGGGCAUGUACCAAAGUGCAUUCCCAUCUCGCUAUCUGUGGCUACAGCAUUGGUAGUGCACACGCUGGAUCACGUUACUUCUGAGAAAAGGCACUUCAAGCCAUUCUGUCACUCAAGGGCCAUGCUUAGAUAAUGUCUGCUCCCGGUCAAGAGAAGCAUUUCGCUCUGAUGCUACAAGCCCACGUAGUGUGAAUCCAUCAGCGCUACCUGCUUCGAUGCACCUGGGGGUUGGCAUGACCUGUCGCAAGGCACAUUGGGCAGCGGGCAUGAAAUCUGACGUCCGACGCGGCUGUAGCACAGACAUGGCGGUAUACCAGCUGUGCCAUUUCGAAGGUGUGCACCUUCUGCUGUUUGUGUCAAAAUCCUAGGGCUGAAUCUGAGUCAGCCGCUGUCCGUCAACAUCUCGGGCAGCGGCUGGCAUCUCUGUGUGUGUGUUUUUUUUUUUUUUUUGUUAUAAGACUGAGAAACCAAUCGGAAGACUUGUGAGUAUUUUGCUGGAGUUAUGUGUACUGUACAUAUGAGGUUACUCUGAAUGCACCGUGGACAUGUAUAUAUUGUGGGUUUUUUUUUUUUUUUUGGUUUUUAUUUUUAUUUUUGCUCGUUAAAUGCUGCUGAAAACACUACAUAAUUGCAGUAGUGGGUUUUAAUCCUGGCGGCCAGUUUUAUGAUACUGUAUGUAUUGUACAGCUGAUGAAGUAAACCUUUUUUCUAGUGGUCAUUUGUUAAAUUUUAUUGUUGUGGCCAGAAAAUAUUAAUAAAAAUACAAUUAAUGUGCAUAUUUACA
Paramormyrops kingsleyae is the source of this 7168-nucleotide messenger RNA. It is a transcript of the gene dyrk2, whose product is annotated as dual-specificity tyrosine-(Y)-phosphorylation regulated kinase 2. The record is from RefSeq and is a predicted model, not a curated record. Gene Ontology annotation, molecular function: protein serine/threonine kinase activity; protein serine/threonine/tyrosine kinase activity; ATP binding. Gene Ontology annotation, biological process: peptidyl-threonine phosphorylation; peptidyl-serine phosphorylation. Gene Ontology annotation, cellular component: cytoskeleton; cytoplasm; nucleus. NCBI's taxonomy places the organism in Eukaryota, Metazoa, Chordata, Actinopteri, Osteoglossiformes, Mormyridae.